This is a messenger RNA of Drosophila rhopaloa, 1265 nucleotides long. Its product is annotated as sulfotransferase family cytosolic 1B member 1. The transcript is spliced from 5 exons. The coding region runs from base 204 to 1244 and encodes 346 amino acids. Gene Ontology annotation, molecular function: sulfotransferase activity. NCBI's taxonomy places the organism in Eukaryota, Metazoa, Arthropoda, Insecta, Diptera, Drosophilidae. The record is from RefSeq and is a predicted model, not a curated record. Gene Ontology annotation, biological process: sulfation. Gene Ontology annotation, cellular component: cytoplasm.
AAGACCGAGUCAGCGGGCUUGUCCAGCAAGUUCAUAAAAGUGAAGCAACAAGUGCAGGGCCGAAUUUAAAUUGCAAAGCAGCAGCAGUGUGCUAAACUAGCCAGGCCAGCAGCUGGCACUUUCUCCGAGGCCAGAAAGCGGAGUCAAGAAGUUUUCCCAACCAUCGUUUCAGCAGUCAACGUUGGCAACUGGUUGCGCGAGCAAUGGAAAAAUCGCCUCUAAAGUUUCCCCAUGAAAUUCGCGAUGUGGAGGAGAGCACAAAUGCGGAGCUAUUGGAAUACUUUAAUGGUGAAAGAACUGGCUUUGUUCAGGUCGGAUCGGAGGGAUAUUUCUUUCCUCAUAAGUACAAAGAAGAGGCCGAUAGGUAUUACAACUUUGAGGCACGACCUGAUGACAUCUGGAUAGCCACGGUGCCUAGAUCGGGCACCACUUGGACACAAGAGCUCAUUUGGCUGGUGGCCAAUGGUUUGGAUUUUGAGCAGGCCCAGCGGCGACCGCUCACCGAACGCUUUCCAUUCUUCGAAUUUCCCUUGUUUAUGCAUCCCAAGGUAAAGGAGGAGCUACAGAAUGAGAAUAGAGAUUCAGGUGAAGCUGUGGACUUCAUUGAGAAGAUCUCCCGACCUGGCUACGAGACGCUGAUGGAAAUGCCCCGCUCCCAGCGACGAUUUAUCAAAACCCACUUUCCUUUUUCUCUACUCCCGCCCAGUGUCAUGGAAAAUAGGUGCAAGGUCAUCUAUGUGGUUCGCGAUCCCAAGGAUGUAGCCGUUUCCUAUUACCAUUUAAACAGGCUCUUCCGGACUCAGGGUUACGUGGGAGACUUCGAGCGUUACUGGCGCUACUUUCAACGUGGAUUGAAUCCAUGGCUGCCCUAUUACAGCCAUGUAAAAGAAGCAAAAGAGCAUGCCCAGCUGUCCAACGUGCUCUUCCUGCGCUACGAGGACAUGCUGGUGGAUCUGCCCGGCACGGUUUACAGCAUAGCCAACUUCCUAGAGUGCCCGCCGAAGCCCGAGGACCUGGAUAGGCUACUUGAUCAUCUGAGUAUCAAAAAUUUUCGCGAGAACAAGUCUGUAAACAUGAACGAGAUGGCCUCCGUAGGCAUCCUUAACAAAGGAGAGGCAGGAUUCGUGCGCAGCGGAACCAAAACAGAGUGUCAGCCACAAAAGGAGUUUGUCGACAAUCCCAAACUUUUGAAGAGCGCGAACGAAUGGGUGGAAGAGAACGUUAAAUGCUUAAAAACCAUAUAAUAUACCUAACUUUCUUGACUA